Molecule: messenger RNA, 1732 nt
Organism: Lonchura striata (white-rumped munia)
Lineage: Eukaryota; Metazoa; Chordata; Aves; Passeriformes; Estrildidae
Source: RefSeq, a predicted model, not a curated record
CGGCCCGGAAGCGGAUGCGCGGCCCCGGAGCCGGCGGCGGCGGCGGGCAGAUGGCGGAGUGCGGGGCGCAGCCCGCCGGCGGUGGCAGCGGGGCUGCGGGCGCGCCCAGCCGGCACGAGAAGAGCCUGGGGCUGCUGACCACCAAGUUCGUGUCGCUGCUGCAGGAGGCCAAGGACGGCGUGCUCGACCUCAAGCUGGCUGCAGAUACCUUGGCUGUGCGACAGAAGCGACGGAUCUACGAUAUCACGAAUGUCCUGGAAGGCAUCGGGUUGAUUGAGAAGAAGUCCAAGAACAGUAUCCAGUGGAAGGGGGUGGGUCCUGGCUGCAACACACGUGAAAUAGCUCACAAACUGAUUGAGCUGAAGGCAGACAUUGAGGACUUGGAGCAGCGGGAGCAGGAGCUGGAGCAGCAGAAGAUGUGGGUUCAGCAGAGCAUCAAAAAUGUUACAGAAGACAUGCAGAACAGUCGAUUAGCAUAUGUGACACAUGAAGAUAUCUGCAAGUGCUUCACAGGAGACACCCUCCUUGUGAUUCGAGCACCAUCUGGCACACGUUUGGAGGUUCCUGUCCCUGAGGGCUUAAAUGGGCAGAAGAAAUACCAGAUCCACCUGAAGAGCACAAGUGGUCCUAUUGAUGUUCUCCUAGUAAACAAAGAUACUUGGAGCUCUCCUCCUGUCGUACUCCCUGUCCCUCCCCCUGAAGACCUCAUUCAGUGCCAGGCAGCUGCACCCUCAAAGCUGCAAAUCCCACCACUCACCCAGUUCCAGGAGGCCUCCGUUCCCAGCAGCACCCAGCCCUCCACACCAACACCCACCAGCACUCAGGACCAGGGGCCUCCCACACAGAAAAAUGCAGAGUGCGAUGCCCCGGCAGCAGAGUCCAAGGGCAGUGGUGACUUCGAGGCCCAGCCGGCAGCGUUGGACACGCAGCUGCUGCAGUCCUCAGCCUCGCUGGACAGCAGCUCUGUCCUGCCCAGCACCUCUACCUCCUUUGAGCCCAUCAAGCCCGACCCCACAGGAGUACUGGAACUUCCCAAAGAGCUGUCAGAGAUGUUUGAUCCAAUGAGAGAAUGUGUGAACUCUGAGCUGCUGGAAGAGCUGAUGUCAUCUGAAGUGUUUGCUCCCUUGCUCCGCCUCUCCCCUCCACCUGGAGAUCACGACUACAUCUAUAACCUGGAUGAGAGUGAAGGUGUUUGCGACCUCUUUGAUGUGCCUGUCCUCAACCUCUGACUUCUCAGUGCGGCUGUGAGCCCUGCAAACACGGACUGUUUUGUAACUCUUUGGAAAGUGUCUAUUUUUGGAUUCCUUUUGUGCUAGAGCUCGAUGGCCGAGUAAUUCAGAGAUGCUCUCAAAUGGACUCAGAACCAAGAGAUGUGGACUUGCAGGCUGGGAGCCCUCCCCAUAGUUUGCUUCUUCCUCUGGUGCACGUGCAAGACGCAUGUGGAGCUUUCCCCCUGCAUCUCUCCACUGGAUCCUGGGCCUCACUUCAAAGGGUCUGUGUUUUGAGUGUUCCCAGUUCACCUGCAGAAUUUGCCCAUGUGCCUCUCUGAGCUUCCUCCAAUCUGCAUGCCUUGGUUUUUCCUGCACUCCCAGAGGCACUUUGCACCUCCUAGGUACCAGCUGCUACAAGGAGCCCCAAUACCAUGGUCAGUUUGCAAGCCCGGAGGUAGCUAGUUAGAUUUCUUUGUGUUAGUGCUUCAGAUUGGGGUAGUUUUAUUUCUAAAAGGCAUCAA